UGAGCGGGAGAAGGAAAUGGCAAAUCACUUUAGAAUCUUUGCCAAGAAAAGCCCAAAUAGGGGCUCGGAGAAUAGACUAUGAGAGGAACUACUUCAACAACAAAAGGCCAAAGACUGGUUUCCCAAGGAGGGAGCAACAUGAAAGUGGGGUGUCCCUAAAGAGCACAGGGACGCGCAUUAGUCUAGGAAGUAAUUAGCGUAAUACGAGAAGAAGGCGGAGCUACACCAGGAGUUCCCCACCUAUAUAGAACAGCCACUUUUCUUCGUUCCUUUCCGAGCCGGAAGCGGAAGUAGUAGCCUCCCAUGAUGCCCCGCGAGGAGGGAUUCAUUCAAACUGGCCGGCGGAGGGAGGAGGUUGUGAUGGCGGAGCCGAAGCCGGAAGUGGCGGCGGUCGAUGGUAAAGCGUGGGAUAUACGGCUCCUUGCCCAACUUUCAGAGUUGGAAAGGAUAGAGGAUUCAGAAGGAUCUUGUGCCUCCCAGACAGAACUACUUGAAUCUGCCUCAGCCCAUGGCCCUUCCAGCAACCCAGAGCAUCUCUGUCCUGGAGACUCCAUGGUCCCUGUGGUGUUUCCAGGACCUGUGAGCUCAGAAGGUUGCUGUAGAUUUGCCUGUGAGCUCCUAAAGCACAUCAUGUACCAGAGGCAGCAGCUGCCACUUCCCUAUGACCAGCUCACUGUCUUCUACUCUAAGCCUUCUCCUCAGGCAGAGGACAUAGUGAAGAAGAAAGCUGAGAGAAGCUACAAGAAAUUCCAGCAGGCCUUGGUAGAACUGGAAGGCAUCCUGAGCCACCUUGAGAGCCUCUUUGCCAGGACACUGGUACCACGGGUGCUUAUCCUUCUUGGGGGCAAUGCUUUGUGCCCGAAGGAAUUUUAUGAGCUGGACCUGGCUCGUCUAACUCUGGGCAGGAUGGGGCAAAGCCUCAGCACUUCUGCUUGCCUACGCCGUCUCUUCCGUGCUCUCUUCAUGGCUGAUGCCUUCAGUGAACUGAAGGCUGCUCCAGCCAUGGGCACCAUUGUCAUGGCCCAGGGACAUCGUGAGUGUGGUGAGGACUGGUUCCGCCCCAAACUCAAUUAUCAGGUUCCGAAACGGGGCCACAAGUUGACUGUGACCUUGUCUUGUGGGGGUCCUCCCAUCCCAGACUCUACCUGGGAUGAUUAUAUCUGGUUCCAGGCACCAGUGACACUCAAAGGCUUUCGUGAAUGAAAAGGUUUUGUGCUCUUGUGAGCAGCACAGCUGGUUCAUCUGUUUCACUGUGGGCCAAGUAACUUGCUUGCUUGACAGCUGAACUGUUCUUCCAACUGAGCUUCUAAGGAUUGUAUUGUGGGGAUACAUUGUAAUAACUGAGCAGCCAAGUCUCCCUGCUUAUCCCAGGGCUGAUUUUCCUGUGGGGUGAUGGGUCAUUCAGUCUAUAUUAGGGCUGGGAAGGAUUUAGAGGGGCUUGUGAUAGCUUUUGGAGAGAUUCCUCUUAACCUUGCUCAGCUGGGGAUGGGCCUGAGCUAUAUGCUUGCCUUCCAGUGAAAUAAUGUUGGUGUGACUGAGCAAGCUUGUAUAUAAAAAUGAAUGUAUUCAUAUUAAAUUCUCCUGGAUAUCCAUCGACUUAAAGGGACUUUCCAGGUUUGAGACCUUAGUGUCUUGUUUUCUUCUUUUACCUUCUCUGCCCCAGGGGUUCCUAGGCCACUCAUGUCAACUGCCAGGUUGAGACAAAUACUGGGAUUCUGCAAGCAGUACCAAAUUCAGAGGGUAUCAGUAUAAUUGGGCACUAAGUUCAGUUAAUAAACAUAGAUUUGAGGAAGGCCAGAAUCCUUCUCUCUACCCAGUAUGAAGAAUAGACUCCAGAUUUUAGGAUUCUUGAGCUUUGGAUUUCAUACCUUGACUUAAAUAGGGAGAUAAGUACAAAGAAGUGAUUUCUUUUUAUGGAAAGUUAUUGGCCAAGCCAGAGAGAAGAGGUGGCAGCAUCAGCUAGUGGAAUGAGCCUUGCUCUUGGAAUCAAGAAGCCCUGGAUUCUUCUCCUAGCUCCACUACUAUUAGUUUUUGGGAUCCCAAUCUAGUUAUUUCAUGUCUAGUUUUACCAUCUAAAACAAGAAUAAUGCUUGUAAUUGUGGGGAAUGUGUUUACUGAACCUCAAAUAGAGUUGUAAGGUUGCUAUUGUCAUUAUAAUAUUAUCACCUCCCUUAAAGUCUUCUCAUACAAGAUGAUGACUGGAUACAGUAGGAAAAAGUUGAGUUGAUCAGAGACUCUGGGUUCAAAUUCCACUUCUAAUGCUAAUUGCCUGUAUGAUUUUAAACAAGUCAUUUCAUCUCCCUAGGCCUGUUUCCUCGUCUGAAAAAAAUGAGAUUGGACUAAAUUAGGUGUUCUUAUCCUAGAGUCUCUUAAAUGUUUAAAAAAAAUUGGAUAACUAUUAAUGUAACAUUUCUUUUGUGGUCCUCUGUAUUUUAUAUUAUGUAUUUAAAAGCAUCAUUUCAGGUAUAGUAUACCUGAGUUUCACCAGAUUGACAAAGCGGGUCUUAUGACACAAAAAUGCUAGAUGCUUUUUGAGGUUCUUUUUUCGUUCUAGAUCUGUGACCCUUGGUUCUUAAAGGCUAUGGUCAGUACAUAAAUUCUGUCAGAUCAUAUCCUACUGAAAGGUAUUUGGGUACAACUACGGACCAUGUAGGAGUCACUCAAGAUCAACAUAUCUGGCAAAAGCCCAUCUCCAGUUUGAGUGCAUGGCAAUCAAUUUAAAAAAAAAAAUAAACAUGGUGAAUCUUGAAGACUA
This is a messenger RNA of Sarcophilus harrisii (Tasmanian devil), 2755 nucleotides long. It is a transcript of the gene MAD2L1BP, whose product is annotated as MAD2L1 binding protein. The transcript is spliced from 3 exons. The record is from RefSeq and is a predicted model, not a curated record. The coding region runs from base 304 to 1203 and encodes 299 amino acids. NCBI's taxonomy places the organism in Eukaryota, Metazoa, Chordata, Mammalia, Dasyuromorphia, Dasyuridae. Gene Ontology annotation, cellular component: nucleus. Gene Ontology annotation, biological process: regulation of exit from mitosis.